This is a messenger RNA of Polypterus senegalus (gray bichir), 1521 nucleotides long. RefSeq names its product hydrolethalus syndrome protein 1 homolog. Gene Ontology annotation, biological process: cilium assembly. Gene Ontology annotation, cellular component: centriole; non-motile cilium. The record is from RefSeq and is a predicted model, not a curated record. The transcript has 12 exons. The coding region runs from base 214 to 1293 and encodes 359 amino acids. Lineage: Eukaryota; Metazoa; Chordata; Cladistia; Polypteriformes; Polypteridae.
GUAACGGUUUGUUUUGUGUGAAGUUUAAAGUGCCAGUUGAAAGCGUUACCGCUCUUGUAGGCGCCGGUGCAAACGAACACUGAAAACAGACUGGAAGACCAACCAGUAGCCGGACUUGUGUAUGUGACAGCUGAAGAAGUCAAGCGACUGGGAGGUUUUGAGAAACAUCCACCGAGAUAUUGGCAAGUGUUCGACGGCUUCUUACUUAAGUAAAUGGAUGAAUUUACCGAGGAAGAUGUUAGGGAACAGUUGGCCCUGCUUGGAUAUCAUAAUAUUCCAAGGCAUCGUCUUCUAGAGUUCAAGCAAGACCUUGAGAAACUCAUCCAACGUGAAAAGGCAAAGAACCAAACUUCAUGUGAGAGGGAUUCUUCGCUGCCCACUAGCAGUAUAAGCAAGGACUCUUUGCCACAUGAGGAAAACACAACUAAUUUCUUGAGUGAACAGCCUCAUUGCUCUAAGGAUUUGGAUCAACAUACAGAGAGACAGGUCCCGUGCUUUCCCGGAAUGAACAACACUCCUGCAGAGCUUGAUCCGUAUGUUAGACAUUCCGUUGCAACAAGAUACACCCGUCCCAAGUCUGCACCUAACAUGUUGGGUGUGGAAGACAGUCCAAGGAGCAGCGAUGGCAGUGUGGAACCGGACACGAGCAGAUCAACAAGUCCAGACAGACCACAGACGAGUUUUAACAAACCAGUAAUGAAGAGGAAAGUCUUAAGGAAGCAAAAUGGACGGGUUCUCGUUUGUGAUGAAUCAACUUACAGUGAGGGAGACUCAGUGAGUAAACUGGAGGAGGGGAUUAGCGCAGUGCAAAUCGGCUCUGAAGACGACGACUCCCACGUGGACAGUGAAGACACGCAGAGCUCGAGAGCCGAUUACCACAGGCCGGAGAGGGAAAGGCCGCAAUCCGCCUUCCAGUUGUACAGGAGGGAGCUCUUGAGAUCUGCAGAUACUGAUGGCUCUCACCAUUUAAAUCGACCAAAGUCCUUUAUCAGACCACAACUGGAUCAUCCACACACCAGGAAUAUCAAGAAGACUGAUCCUGUUGCCAAGUAUUUCCAGUACAAACAAGACUGGGAGACAUUCAGGCCACCUGGAGAAAAUGACAGGAAAGCUUUGCGUUGGGGCAUAAAGGAGCAAAUGCUGUACAAGAGUCAGCCUGUGAAACCACAACGCAUCUUUGUUCCAAACAAUUAUGUGGUGCCAACAGAGAAAAAACGUUCUGCACUGAGAUGGGAAGUGCGCCAUGACAUGGCCAAUGGUGUGAUACCACAGAAAAUGUUCUUUCCAAUCUAACUGAAGAGAGACACUUUUAAACCCGUGCCAACUGUAUGCAUGUCGCUAAUGCUUGCUUUCAUUCAAGGGCCACCAGUAAGUUGUACCCCAAGUGUACUGUCCCAGAGGAUCAAACCUAUAAGCUGAAGGCACAGCUGUUUUCUAUCACGAAAAUCCAGUUGUACUGCAGUUACUAUUAUUUAAUCACUGACCGUUUUUAAUGUAAAUACAGAAUAAAUUUUUAUUUUU